AUGUUUGAUAAUUAAAUAAAAAACAAAAGAAAGAAAAGAAAGAAAAAGCAUAUAGCUAAAUUUAGGAAAUUUUUAUAAUUAAUGGAACAAAGUCGUACCCCCAGUUCUGAAAAAUAGCGCAAGCGUAGUUCAUCACGCAGUUCGAAGUCAGAAAGCAGAACAAAGCUCAAAGAUAGAAAGAGUAGAAGCAGAUCUAGAAGUAUUUCUAAUGACAGAAAAAAAUCUAGGUACAUGAGUGAUGACAAAUUUGGAGGAAGAAAGUAAUCAAGCAAACCUUUCAGAAAAAUUAGAUACAACAUUCCAAUGUUGGAUGGCCCCCUAGUCAAUUUUAGAUAGUUUAUGGAGCUUCAGACUGAUAGAGUGGAUACACAUAAGGCUGAGACUCACUAUCAAUAUUACAAAAAGCAUUGGGAAAAAAGACAAAAUGAAAUAUUUGUUAAAGAACACAUGGAAGAAGCAUGGUUCAAAGAGAAGUAUGAUCCUAUCAUUAGUGAGGAAAUACAAAAAGAUAGACUUUCAGAAUGCAAAAAAACUGCUGAAAAGUUCAUUGAAGAUUAUAAAAAUAAUGUAUUUAACUCCAUCUGCUUAGAAAUUACUGAAAAUAAAAUAUAAGAAAUAAAAUCUGUUGAAAAUAAUGAAGAAGACUAAGAAGAAAAUGAUAAAUAAACUGGUGUUGCUCAUCAAAAAAUUUAUUUGAGCGAAAAUUUCGACGUUACUCAAUCUCCAUAUUUUGGAUUUGACCCUGUUGUUCGUACUCUUUUCAUUAAGACUAUUCCUAAAGAACUUGGACGUUAAGAUAUUUAUGAAAUUAUUUAAAAAAUUCCUGGCUUCUAAAGUUUAUCUCUUUCUGAACCAGUUCCUAAUCAAUAAUUCUAAAGAUAUGGUUGGAUUACAUUUGAAACAGAAGAGUAAUGCAAUUAUGCAGCAGAAAGAUUUAAAAGCGACUGUCUUGUUAUUAACAAAUAUGAAUUUAAUAUUGUAAAAAAUAAUCAAAAAAGAAUGAUAAAAGUAGCUUAAAAAGUCGAUCUUAAGAAAUCUCAAACUGAUUUUGAAUAAAUCAUCAAACUUAUUGCCAAGUUUGACUAGUCAAAAACCAUUACUGGUAAUCCUUUAGUAGAGUUUAGCCCAGAAAAUUUCUCUUUCAAAAAUCUCGAUAUUUGUCUUCUUUACUUACGUCGCAUUCAUUCUUAUUGCUACUAUAGUGGAGUUCACUGCAACGAUGAGAGAAUGCUUACAAGCAAGUGCGGAUCUGUUCACUUAAGACUUAAGUCUGAUAACCCCAAUGAAGAAUGGGAAUUACCUAAUUGGUAAAAUAAAGUACAAGAUCUUGCUAAUUAAAAAAUUAUAGAAUUAGAACAAAUAAAGGAUUAACUUAAGGGUGUUGCUUUAUUCAAGGAGAGAUUAGCUUCCAAAAUAACUUACAAGGUACAAAAAUAAAUGAAGAGCGAGAAUGGAGCUUGGCCAUGUUUCUAUUGCUCCAAAAAAUUCAAAGGCUCAGAAUUCGUUGUUAAACACAUUGAUAAUAAACACUCAAAUGAAGAAAAGUAUUAAUAAGAACUCAAUAAGAUAAGAUCUGCAACAACUUUGGAAUUGUAUUCUAAUGAUAAAAAUAAAAUUACUCAUUAAGCACCUUAAAGCAAGGAUGGUUAACAUUUCCAAAACUUCAUGAACAGAAACAAAAAAUUUAAUGGAGGUUUUAAUAAAGAUAAAAAAUACAAUCAAAAAAGAAAUUUUAACAACAACCAUUAAUUUAAAGAUCUUGAUGAACCUGAAAUUGGAAACGAAACUCAAAUUUCAAAUAACACUGCAGGAGCUAUUAAUUAUUUAGAAAUUUGA
Molecule: messenger RNA, 1836 nt
Organism: Tetrahymena thermophila SB210
Lineage: Eukaryota; Ciliophora; Oligohymenophorea; Hymenostomatida; Tetrahymenidae
Product: arsenite-resistance protein
Exons: 12
Biological process (GO): mRNA processing; primary miRNA processing
Cellular component (GO): nuclear body
Molecular function (GO): RNA binding
Source: RefSeq, a predicted model, not a curated record